This is a messenger RNA of Salvelinus fontinalis (brook trout), 3226 nucleotides long. RefSeq names its product sphingomyelin phosphodiesterase acid like 3B (gene smpdl3b). Gene Ontology annotation, biological process: sphingomyelin catabolic process. Bases 65 to 1450 code for a protein of 461 amino acids. Lineage: Eukaryota; Metazoa; Chordata; Actinopteri; Salmoniformes; Salmonidae. The record is from RefSeq and is a predicted model, not a curated record. The transcript is spliced from 8 exons. Gene Ontology annotation, molecular function: sphingomyelin phosphodiesterase activity.
GGGACAUGAGUCAUGACUUCAUAGAUUACGGCGUGCACGUCUGUCCAGUAAGUCUACCUUCCCCAUGACAGUCACAAUGGCUGCGAUGCAGACAAUCAUCCUGUCCUGUCUUCUUUUCACAUGCGGGAAAGUUCUGGGGCUGUCAGGAAACUUUUGGCACAUCACGGAUAUUCACUGGGACCCAUCCUAUAAACACACCGAAAAUCCCGAGCUUGUGUGUGCAUCCAGUGGGAAACGUCCUGCGCCCAGUGCGGGAAAAUUUGGACACUACCUCUGCGAUGCGCCAUGGGACCUUAUUAACUCCACAGUGUAUGCAAUGAAACACAUUCUGCCAGAUCCGGAUUUCAUCCUCUGGACAGGAGACAACACGCCACAUGUCCCAAACGAGGAUCUGGGAGAAGAGAAAGUUCUCUCCAUUAUCAGCAACCUCACCCACAUCAUUAAGCUUGUUUUUCCAAGUACUAAAGUGUACUCAGUGCUGGGGAAUCAUGACUACCAUCCGAAGAGCCAGCUACCCCCAGCCCAGAACAACAUCUAUGAACAGACAGCACAGCUGUGGCAUGGCUGGUUGGAACCAGAGUCUCAAACAACCUUCCGCACAGGUGGAUACUAUACAGAGAACCUGCUGAACCGACCAGGUUACAGGGUUGUAGUCCUCAACACUAACCUAUACCACGACCAGAACAAUGCCACAGAAAAAAUGGACGAUCCAGCCGGCCAGUUCAACUGGGCAGACCAAGUUCUUACAGAAGCUGCCAACAACAAAGAAAAGGUUUACAUCAUUGGCCACGUUCCACCAGGGUUCUUUGAGAAGAAGCGGAAGAAGCCUUGGUUUCGAGCCAACUUCAACAAACGUUACAUAGAGCUGAUCCAGAAGCAUCACUCUCUAAUUAUCGGACAGUUCUUCGGCCAUCAUCACACUGACAGCUUCCGCAUGUUCUACAGCUCGGAAGGUUCCCCCAUCAGUACCAUGUUCCUUACCCCUGGUGUCACUCCCUGGAAGACCACCUUACCUGGGGUUAUAGACGGAGCCAACAACCCUGGGGUCCGCGUCUUUGAAUAUGACACCCAAACUCUUCUAGUCAAAGACAUGGUGACCUACUACCUGAACCUGACCCAUGCCAACGUGGCCCAGGCACGCUGGGAGAAAGAGUACCGCUUCACUGAGAGCUUUCGUGUGCCUGACGCCUCCCCGGCCUCCAUGCACCAGGCCGUAGAGCGCAUGGCCAGCGACCGCUGCUACCUGCAGAAGUACUACGAGUUCAACUCAGUCAACUACGACCUGACAGAAUGCAACAGUGACUGCCGAGUCGACCACGUGUGUGCUGCUAGAGAGGUAGACUUUGAGAGGUACGAGCAUUGUCUGGAGAAAGAGAGGGCAUCAUCGACUGGUGUUACCAUGUUGCCAGUUCUAUCUGUGGUGAUCAGUAUUGUCUGGGCAAGCUGUUAAUGAUCUCAAUGUGCACCAAAGACAGGCAGCCAUUACUACUGGCUGCCUACAAUGAAAGGACUGAACGGCUGCUCCAAUCUAUGGAGUCCUUCUCCCAAAUGUUGCGAUUAAGGACAUUUACCUUGAAUGAUUUAAUCAGAUAGAUGAAUGUAUCCUUUUCUAACAUAAGAUCUUUCAAGAAUGCCUCUUUUUGAAUAUAGCAAUCAGAAUUCACAGAUUGACUGCAUGCGGCAUUUUCCAGUCUGUGCAUCUCAAUGUCAAUCAUGUACCACGCUUGUUAAAGUACGUUAUGCUAUGAAAAUUUGAAAGAAAAUAGUUUAAUAGGAAGAUCCACGACCUUUGAUUUCAAAACUCUUUUUGUGACUUAUUUUAACUCGUGUUAAUUGGUGUAAACUAAAAUUUAUACCACCUGAAAAUCUUUUUGAUACUCUAGAGAGGCCCAUCCUUUGUGGUAGACUGUAGCAAGAAUUUUUUUAUUUUUUUUAUUUUACCGUUAUUUUACCAGGUAAGUUGACUGAGAACACGAAUGAUCAAUGGUUUAAUUUGAAUUUCUUUCUAUAUAGUCCCUAUUUUAAUAAAUCACUUAAUAAUCUUUUGAAGAUCAAGUUGGAUCAUGAAAUUGUCAGCCGGUGAUAGUCAAGCAAAUAACUGUUGUCUCACGGUAACUGACCGUUAAUUAACAUAAAUGGGUUUAUGUCCUGGCUUGCACGCAUAGCAUACAAGACACUGAUGCAGACCUUUGGAACAUCUACACAAGUCUAAUUAAAUGCAUAUAUAUAGCCUACACCAUCACAAUAAAUCCACUAUUUAUUCUAGACCGGUCUAAAGAAACAUGAUAUGAAGAAAAUGUAGUCUAUUUUGUCCUUAUGUUUGGCACUAAUAUGGCUGUAGUUCAUUUAGCAGACAAGAUUUUCUUAGAAUUUCGUGGCAUUAUGUUUUAUUAUUUUCUAGUAUUAAGAAUACAAUUGAACAUAGCUGAAUAAAAUAGAAAUUAUAUUUUCUCCAAACGAUUUCCAAGGAAGUCCGCACAUGCAGCUAUUCUGUCGAGCGGUUAAUAAACAUGUCCUCCUAUAUGCUAAAUUGAGAGUUAUUUAUGCAACUUUAGUUGUUACAAACGUUGGGCUAAAUGUUUAGAUUAAUACAUUCUAAGGCUGCAUGAUGCGACUAAAGAUGAUUUGAAUUUUUUUUACAUGAAAGGCAUGAUUUGUUUCUUGUGCAGUCUGCACACCCUUCUUCAAGCUCUCAUUCACUCACCAUGCCUCAAGUUUCCCGGCGGCAUCCCCCUUGUGUGGCCAUAUGUUAUGAAUUUUAUGAAUAAUGACUAAAUGAUGUAUACAUUUAAUGUAGAACUAUAACUAACAGAAUUCUACCCUGUCACUGUAUGAUUGUAUGAAAUGUAUUAGAAUCAUAAAUCUAAAUCUGAUGUGUGAGGUUUUAGUCAGAACUAGUACAAUUACUUUUUUGUUCCUUUUUAGUAUGUAAGCAGGGUGCAAGUGUGAGACAACGUAUGAGAUAAGAGGAGCUAUCGACAGACAAGCUGUACUACUGUGUUCCUUUCAGGACAUUCUGUCCCCACCCAGGGAGGGGAGAGACCUUGGGCUUGUAGUAGAUUGUAUAACAGGUGACAGGCAAUGUAUGAGAAGGGGAAGACUUGUGAACUAUAUUGUCAUUGUUUCUGAGAGGAGGAGGGACAUUUAUGACAAAAUGUGAGGUAUAUAGACCAAUGUACAGGAAAUGAUAAGCAGAGCUCUCGUAAAUAAACCUGCUGCCUAAGUA